CAAACUUUUGUUCUAAGUGUUUUCAUUGAAAUUCRGUCAUCUUCGUCCCAAGGGAUCUCUUUAAUUCGCGUCGAUCAUGCGUCUCUCGAUUCGUAAAGCCUACAGCUACGUACUUGCGUCGUUCGGAUCGCUUCUUUUUGGUUCUUCAGCUGCUGCCUUUUACACCUUUCACAACAAAGAAUAUCAGAGUAACCAACAUGACGAUGUUAAAGUACCGUUAACAACUAUGAGUAAAAUUAGCGGUUCAAAAGAGAGCUCUUCRGCUCGUUCAAAUGUUGCUUGCUCUUUUGAAAAGUCCGUGCAAGCCGCUGACAGUACUUUGAGGCAGCUUUCGACGGCCAAAGAGACAUUUAGCGACUUUGAAGCGUUUUAUAAGAAAUUUGUGGUGGAAUUGAACAGUGUWAAAGCUGAGCAUCGUGUUGAGCUCGCAAAGUUUGAGGCCCAAAUCAAAGAUUUAAACAACAACAAAGAGAAACUGGUUUCACAGUUACAAAAAAYCAAGGAAGAGAGUAAUGAAUACAGAGAUGAACUUCUGUCUUACAAAAAGAAAUUCMCUGAGUUGGAAUGGGAAAAUGAAAAACUGAACCACGAAGUCACAAUAAACAAAUCAAACACWGAGAAARUGCGGAAAGACAAAGAAGUACUGCAACAAGAAAUCGAGUCUCUCAGAAAAAAAGUUGCGGAGAACAAUAAUGCAGCGUUGAAAUUCUCGCCAAAGGAAGGAGAAAGCGAUAAGCUUGGGAUAGUAAAACAAGAAGCAGAGGAGCUUGAAAAAAGAUAUCGACAGGCCUUGGAAGACAAGGAAGCGUUACAUGAAGAUAUAGUUUCUCUUCAAAAGCGAGUUUCUGAGCUACAAGAGGAAUACAACAAAAACCAAGAUGAGCUGCAYGCACAAGCACAGAAUGCCAACGUUAGGGCUUACAAAGCUGAAAUACAAUUACAAAACAUCUCAAGACAAAAAGAAUCUCUCAAGAAACAGCUUGAGGACUGUGAGAACGAGAUAAAGAGUCAGAAGGACAAGUGCGCAGGUCUGGAGAGAGACAUCGUGGAGUUAAAACAGACUUUAUCACUGAAUGGAGACGACGCUGCSCUAAAAACAAGACAAAUUAACACGCUGAAGGAGCUGAACAAGACACUGGAAAAUAAAUUGGAAACUAUGACCAAUGAGAUUGUAGCACAAGAGGUAUCUCCGGUGACCUUCAGUGCGCCCCUGCAAUCAUUUGACGAACAGCUAUUCAAGUCYAGAAUACAAGAAAUGGAGGCCAUGCUUCGGUCAACGAAUACAUCUAAAGAUAAACUCGAAAGAGAAGUGCUCUUCGCUGAAAACACUAUUGUAGAACUGAAAGAUUCAAAUACAAGACUCCAGGAUGACAUUCAAGACUUGCAAAACAAACUGUCUGCUUCUCGUGAAGAAGCGUCUGCGCUGCAGUCUGAGUUAUUCACAAAUCUAAACAAGUUGACUAAUUUUGAACACGAAUCKCACGAGCAUCAGCUGGAAGUACAUGAACUCUCCUCAAAACUAMACACCGAAAAACAACGAUGCGCUGAUUUAGAGACUUCAUACGAACAAGCACUUAKUGAAAAAGAUGAGUUCAAACUGAAGGCUACCUUUGCUGAACGAAAAGUUUCUGAAAUGAAAGAAAUUGUACAACAAGAUGAGGACAUCAACUGUGAGCUGGAAGAAAAAUUAGCAAAUAUGAAAAAUGAGCUGUUUAAAAUGGAAGGUCAAAGCAYAAGCAACUUAAAACAAAUUGAAACCUUGAAAGCAGAACUUGAAUCAGAGAAAACAURUAAAGAGGACACGAAACAAGGACUUAUAGCGCUGCAAAACAAGCUCAYCGAAACGGAACGAAACCACGAAAGYKUUCAAAGAGAGCUCAAYAWAUACACCACUAUGAACYARGAAUUGAAGAAAUCACUCGCUUCGAAGGACAAAAAGGUAAACAUUCUAAGUGAAGAAGUUAGCAAGCUYCAAGCAAGAAUUGAAGUUGUCGAAGAAGAAGAUAAAGAUCUCCAUGAAGAGAAUCUUGGCGCCAAGAAUAWAGUGAAAGAGCUACAYAAAGAAUGUGAUGUUCUUGUUCAAGAGAAGGCACUUUUAAACGCUGAAAUCCAAAGUGCGUACAAAAGCGUUAGUGAUCUACAAACUAAAGUUAACGUUUAUAAACAUGGAAAACAAGAGUUGGAUCAGCAAGUAUUACAGUCCCAGACAGAUUCAUCGAUGAAGGAUGUGAUAGUUUUUACUGAAGAUCUUGAAUGUGCAAAUGAAAAGAUAYCUGAUCUUACACUAAACCUUGAGAAAUCACUAGACGAGAAAAAUCAAGAAACCAUGAAAAUAUUUUUACUUGAAAGCAAAGUUAGCGAUUUGGAGAAAGAUUUAUCAAUAGCAAACAAACUAAGUGAGGAUAGAGACGGUGCUUUGAAUGAAGCGAACAUGAAAAUAAUGAAACUUGAAUCUACAUCCGAYACUUUGAACAAACAAAGAAACGAAAUCAAGAAAAAACUUGAUGCCACAAACGAAAAGAAUCUGUCUCAACAAGAGGAAAUAAUGAGGCUUCAGAGUAAAAUCAAUGAYCAAAAGAAGAGCAACGACGCACUAAACCACGUGAUUAGUAAAAACGAUCACGUGAUKAACGAACAYCGACAAAACAUACAUAGUUAUGACGCAGAGGUGAUUAAACUUCGUCAAGAACUGAYAUCACUGCAAGUAAUUUCAGAAGGAUUAAAAACAGAGAAAAUUGGCUAUGAAAAACGUUGUUCGGCUUAUCAACAAAAGAUCCAAAGCGUUGAAGCUGACUUUUUCAAAACAAGAGAAAACAAGUUACUAUUAGAACAAGAACUCAGUAUUCAAAACUUGAAGCUGAAUACUGCUGAAAACCAACUCAACAGCUUGAAGAGUGAGAGGAUUCGUUUCACAAAAGAGCUCGAAAACGCUCAAAARGCUACUCGAGAAGCAAAACAAGAGCUCUUGAAAAAUCAAAACAAGCUUCGAGAAACCCAAAGAAAUCUUGAAAAUACCUCUGAGGAAAUGAAAGAAAAGGAAAGCGUAAUUGAAAAGAUUACAGAUGACAAGAACUCAAUAGAAACUGAAAAUCUAAUACUGAAGGCCGAUAUUGAGGCUCUGAGGCGAAACAUCCAAGAAGGUGAAAGUCGAGUGGAAGACCUUGAAAGAACCAUAGAAGCAUCCAUUAUAAGCGAAACACUUGAGACAAGUUUAACCAGUGAAUUUGAACAAGACGAAAGUGGACUGGAAAUGAGAGUCWUUGAGGCCGAAAAGUUGGAAAAGCAGGCAAUUGAGAGAGAAAAAUCAACUAAACAAAAACAAAAAGAACUAAGGAAAAAGCUGUCUGCAAAGGAAUUACAACUUAGAUCCGCUCAACAGAAAAACCAUGAAAUCUCUGAAGAAACAAAGGCAAUGAAACUGAAAUCUGAGCGCAUGGAAAUUAUUCAUGAAAAGCUGGAGAGUGAAAAGAACGAACUCAAAGAAGAGCUUACGAAAGCAAAGAUAGCAAUAUCUGAUUUAGAAGUCAGGUAUGACUUUGAAAUGAAACAACGAAAUACUCUUGAGAGUCAGUUAAAAGAGUCGUUGAAGAAAKUGAAUGAAGUACGAACAGAGGUUCAUAAGUUGAAGCAGGACAACGCAGACAAACUACUGACUACUGAACUAGUAGACAAAGAAUUUAAAGACAGAGACAUUGAAUUGGAACAGAUGAAGGAGAGCAAGCGAAUUCUUGAAGACCAGAACGAGAAACUAAGCUUGCUUUUUAAAGAAAAGAGUAUUGAAGAUGAGAAAAGGAGAACAGAGCUGGCUUUGCUGCAGGAUGAAUUGUUGGCAUUGCAAUCAUAUGCAUCUGAGAAGGAAGCGCAACUUAACAGGUGUAAAUUCGAGCAAAAAAGCGCACAAGAGGAUUGCCAGUCCUAUUUAUUGAAAAUCUCCACAAUGGAGCAAAAAAUUGCUGAUCUUCAUAAUGAGAAUUGUCAUCUUAAUGUUACCAUUCAAUGUUUGAAAGACGCUUCCGGGAACUGCGAUAUCGUCAAUACUUACAGUGAGGACAGAGCUGUUGAGAUACAGCAAAAAGCUGAACAACUUGCUCUUGAAGUUUCAAGAAAAAAGCAGACCACGCAAGAUCUAAAACAUCGCAUCAUGUUGUUGGAAAACGAGUUGGAGAUUUCAAAACAAACCACAAAGAAACUCGAGGAUAAAUGUGCAUUGUUGUUAAAGCAGAAAAAUGACAUAGGACAAGAGAUAAAGACUUUAAAAGACAAGGAAAGGAUUGCAAUGUCUAAAAGUACUCCAAUUGAGAAGGCUUUGAUCGAGAAAGAUGUAGCGUCCAAGAGUAAGAUACUUGAAUUAGAGCAAGACUAUGAAAACUUGCAAGAAAAGCAAAAUGAAUUAAUGGAUGAGCUUGCUGCUUCAAACGCCGAGUUGUCUAAGUGGCAGAACCUUUAUAACACAACUAGCUCUGUGAAAAAUGAAUUAGAAGGAAAAAUAUCAUCUUUCCAGGAAGAACACAAAGCAYCUUCAACCAAAUUGGAGGAAUUUGACGUGGAGAUGCAGAAAAUGAUAAGUAAGAYCCGUUUUCUUGAGGAGGAGCUUGUAACAGCGAGACAGAGCAAAAUACAAUUGGAAACRCAGCUUAAUGUAAAGGAGCACGAACUCUAUAUAUUGACAAACCAGCUACAAAUACCAACACCAAACGAGUCUCUAACUCAUAAGACUGAACGGCUCGAUCCGUGGCCAGAGAAAGCGAAAAUGGAAGAAGAUGCUCAAAGACUAAGACAAGAGGUCAAAGACUUACAAGUAAGUCUGCAUGUAACAUCUAAAGAAAGAGACGAAGCAGAGAGGCAGAUGUUCAUUGUGAAGUCAAGAGAAAACGACGCAAGCUUAAAACUAAAGCACAGCGAGGAACAUAUAGACCAACUAACACACGAGUUAAAAAGCCAUCGUCAAAAGCUAUUGUCUACRGAGAUGGAGUUACAGAAAGCCARCUGCGAGCAAAGCAAGACAAGAGGUGAUAAGCAAGCAACAGAUAGUCAGUUAAUCCUAYCAUUUGAAGAUAAUACGACUCUCAAAAAGGAACUUUCCUCUCUAAAGACUUUGUGUAAUUCCUAUAAAAAGGAGUUGGCUAACAAAAGUAAUGAGUUAGACAUGUGUACCAAGAAGAUGGAGUCUUAUGCCAAAGACGUUGCCACCUUGAAAUCACAACUGAAAAGCAUCAAAGAAGAGUACGAGAAGCUACAAAAUGAAGUAAAUACGAUGCAGSGAAAAGUUAACGAGAAGAAUGAGAGAAUAGKGUUCUUGGAAAUCGCUUUGAAAAAUACUCAAGACUCAGUCAAUUUACCAAUUGAAGAGAUAAGAAGAAAAGCUAUGAACUUCUUGCAACAUGAUACAGGUAGUACAGACGUUGCAUCGCUUMUAUCAAAAGUUUCCAUUUUGAAUGCACAGAAGGAAAUUCUUGAACAAACGCAAGGAGAAAGGGAUAGCAAAAUUCGUAAUUUACAGAAAGAAAUUUAUGAUUUACGCUUGAAAYUMGACCAGUUACAGCAGGAAAAGUCUAKAUUUSAGAGGAUUUGUUCAGAWAAGAYWACUAUCGUACCAGGAUGGAAUGGCGACAAUGAAAUUGCAUUUGCUAAUGAUCCUGAAAGACRKCAAAAUGAGAUAAACAAUCUAAAAAGAGAAAAUAAUGAAUUGAAAGUUGAACUUUCCCGACUAGAGGCACAGAAGGCGCUCAUGGAAAUCCAGGACUCAGCAUACAAAAAUUUGGAAGCAAGCGAAACGUGCGCUCUUAGGUCGAAGAAAGGRCAAAGUACUCGAGCAAUAAGACAAGAUGAAGAAGAUCAGGCAGACUUUGGCAUAGAGCGRCUAGGAAAACAGUACAAUGUAGUGAUAGGCGAAAUAAUGGAGCUCAGUCGACAGUUACAGAAUUAUAAACUAGACAUUUUUGAAUGGAAUGCCCAUUARAAUCAAAUCAUUGUCUCCAGCGAACGACUUCAAAGUACCUAUCAUGCAUUGCAGGCUUUGUUAGAUGAUCUKAAUGCAAGUUACGAAGAACACAYGGAAGACACAGAGACAUCAGAKACAGCCGUAUCCAUUGAUCAUGUUGAUGGGAAGAAUCACUGCACUGACGAAGCGAACCAUAGUACUUCAGAAACCAAUGUACUAGGCAAUAAAAAGAACAAAYUCAGUCACYCUUCUCRACAAGAUAAUGAAAACGAUCCAAACCUCAAAGAAAAUGGCAGCAGUGCAURAGAAUACUCGUUGAGAAAGAAAAUUGCGGAGUUAGAGUCGAAAUUAGAGACAYCAUCAAGAGAAAGAGACAAUUUGAUGAGACAGGCAGGUCUUAAAAACGAUGUUAUCUAUAUCGUUUCGCAAAARGUUUCUGAGACUUCACCAGAAUGUAACGAAUAUGAAAYAGGUACACCCACUACCAAUAAUGGAAGAAUCUAUGACGACAAUGAAUUCACAGAAGCAAAGAAAAAGYUGGCUGAAAGUCGCGAACAGCAUCAAGGAGAGCUCCAUAACUCAAAGUUUGAAAGAAUAUCAACUCACAAAGACAACGAUCAACUAAGUAUGCUGACCGAAAACACAAUAAAAGAUUUACAGCAUGAAAAUCAUGAACUCAAAUUACAAGUGGAUAUUUUGAGUAAAACGGACGGAAAUUCAAGCGCGUUGAUAGCACACUUACGAGUGAUGGUUGCMCGGUUGCACAAAGAAUUAGAAGCGAGUAAAAUGGACAAUCCGCCUGGACUGAAAAAUCGUUACAGCUUUGAGCAACCAGAUCGAUUUAGAGAUACAAACAACAACUACAAGCUAACWACAGCAUCUUUAAGAAGAAAUAGAAACAAGCCAAUGUUUGACAACGCUWCAUCAUUAGUAGAUCAGGAGCUAAACCAAUCUGAGGUUGACUCAUCCAUUGUCACUAGAGAAAAAGCUUCGCCUGCAAAGAACGAGAGUGAAAAAACGGAAAAUGAGGCAACCACUCUAAAAGAAGGAGAAUUAUCAAAAGAAGAUCCUCUUCAGUCAUCUCAUUGUGUGCAAACACUUGAYAACAAAGAAAAUCACGCAACGUCACAGGAAUCAUUCACUCAUAGCAGUCCCACAAGGGAAAAUGAAUCUCGGAACGAUGAAAAAGAAGAGUCUUUCACUCCACAAGAAACGAGUUCUCCGACUUCUUUACAGGAAAAUAGUCCUUUUUCGAAUAAGAACCAGAGCUAUGAGAGUACAGAUUCAAGCGCUGAGCUUGUGGGUCUGUCCAGUCCUGAAAAAUCGUCGUCAUUCAACAGCGAGCGCCCAUAUUCUGCCGGCGGAAGAGCGAGCACUUCGUCUACAAGCCCGUCUGGACGAUCAAGUUGGCCUUAUACAUCUGCUUACAACUCUUAUCGAUCGWCCACAGGAUACCCAUCGUAUUCUAAAAAGACCUGUUUACUGACACGUAGAAAUUCGUUUACAAAGAAGUAUUGUUAGGAUUGAUUAAGAACAUAUCAACUCUACGUACCUCAAUCUUCAUUAGUUAUUAUUAUAUUGCUUUUAAUAAUACUUUUUAUUAGGUAAUUUGUAGCAAGUUUUACAAUAAGUUAUUUUAUGAAUAAAAAUAUAUAUCCAAAGCUUUUUAAUCACAUUAUCAUGACCAGAUUCAAAAUGAUGUCUUCACUAUUAUCAUCAAUCAUAAUGCUUAUAUUUAUAAUAUUAUUUUCAUAACUUUUAACCACCGACGUCCUCUUAUAUAAUUAUGUUGUUAUAGUUUUUAAUGUCAUCCGAAAACUAUCAAAAUUUAUGGAACUGCAUCAUAUUUCGUGUGCUUAUCACUUUAUCAACUUUAUCUUCCAUGAUASCUUUUCACAAGUACAAUCUUUUUGCAUUAGCUUUUCUUACAAUAGUAAUUAGUAUUUUCAAUGACGUUUUUAAUACACCACAGACUGUUAGCUAUAUUUUAAAUAUGGCAYGGAUUUAGCUGUCUUACCCUUUUUAAAACACAAUAAAAACAUCAAACUGCA
Molecule: messenger RNA, 7992 nt
Organism: Exaiptasia diaphana
Lineage: Eukaryota; Metazoa; Cnidaria; Anthozoa; Actiniaria; Aiptasiidae
Product: putative leucine-rich repeat-containing protein DDB_G0290503
Exons: 7
Coding region: 77-7462 (2461 amino acids)
Source: RefSeq, a predicted model, not a curated record